Messenger RNA from Ailuropoda melanoleuca (giant panda), 2795 nucleotides. It is a transcript of the gene CD96, whose product is annotated as CD96 molecule. The record is from RefSeq and is a predicted model, not a curated record. The transcript is spliced from 14 exons. Gene Ontology annotation, biological process: inflammatory response; cell-matrix adhesion. NCBI's taxonomy places the organism in Eukaryota, Metazoa, Chordata, Mammalia, Carnivora, Ursidae. The coding region runs from base 129 to 1835 and encodes 568 amino acids.
UGAUAAACAGACCCAGGCGUGCAGUAGGUUUGGGGUUUUCUGCACAAAUAGGGUAGCUGGAGUUUGCUUCAAGGCACCAAUUGACUUCUGUGAUUAUGGAGCUGCUGGCGUAAGGCCUUCAGGAGACAAUGGAGAAAAAAUGGACCUACUGUGCUGUCUAUUCCAUCAUCCAGAUUCAUUUUGUCAGGGGGGUAUGGGAGAAAACAUCCAAUACAGAAAACAUCUAUGCUUUUCCUGGCUCUGAUGUCAACCUGACCUGCCAAACAUGGAAGAAAGGCUUCUUGGUGCAGAUGCAAUGGUCCCAGGUCACUGAUAAGUUGGAUCUGAUUGCCCUUUAUCAUCCGCAGUAUGGCUUGCACUGUGCUAAUGCCAGUCCCUGUGAGUCACUGGUGACUUUCAUGGAAACUCCCAGAAAUGUGUCAACGUGGACUCUGCAUUUAAAGAACGUGUCCUCCUCACUCACUGGGAAGUAUGAGUAUAGCUUUACUCUGUAUCCAGAGGGUGUUUGGACUAAAAUCUACAACCUACUCAUUCAGACAAAUGUUACACAGGAUGAAUGGAGAAGCAGCCAUAUAAUAGAAGUACAGAUAAAUCAGACUCUGGAAAUACCAUGCUUUCAAAAUAUCUCCUCAGAAAUUUCGUCUGAGUUCACCUUUGCAUGGUUGGUGCAGGAGGAUAAUGGAACUCGGGAAACACUUAUCACUGAAGGUCACUCCAUCAGCAACUCCACAUUAUUUAAAGACAGAGUCAAGCUAGGUACAGACUAUAAACUCUACCUCUCUCCAGUCCAAAUCCAUGAUGAUGACCAGAAGUUCUCCUGCCACUUUAUGGUCAGACCUGGCAAAACCUUGAGGAGUUCCACCACAGUCAAGGUUUUUGCUAAGCCAGAAAUCCCCAUGAUUGUGGAAAAUAACUCUACAGAUGUCUUGAGAGAGAGAACAUUUACCUGCUCCCUGAAGAAUGUAUUUCCCACAGCAAAUCUCACGUGGUUUAUAGAAGGAGGCUUUCCUCAAGGUGAAGAAGGAGAAAUACACAUUACUAAUGAAGAGAGAAAAGACAAAGGUGGAUUUUUGGAGCUGAAGUCUGUUUUGACAAGGGUGUAUGGUAAUAAAGCAGGCCAAUCAAGCAACUUGACCAUCUGGUGUAUGGCUCUGUCUCCAGUCCCCGGAAAUAAAGUGUGGAAUAUCUCCUCUGAAAAGAUCACUUUUUCCUUGGGCUCAGCGAACUCUUCCACAGGCCCUCCACUUGAGGUUGUCCCAUCAACCCUUGGCACCCGACCUUCUCCAGUCAACAGCGUAUCUCCUACAAGAUAUCCAACUGUAUCAUCCACAGCCCUUGGAGAUGUCAGUACCUUGACUCCAAAUACCACCCUCCAAACCAGCAAUUCCACUGUGACUACCCAAGGCUUCAACUACUCCUGGACCUCCGGCGCGCAAGACACCAAAAACCCUUCUUGGAUGCCCAGUGAAACAUAUAGUUCAGUGCCCUCAGGAGCAAGCUCGACAAUUCAUGGUGAUGUCUUCACCAGCACAACCAGAAUAUUUUCAGAAGUUCCCGCAACUGCCAAUGGAUCAACUAAAAAUACCCACAUCCAUAUCACUGGUUUUGUGGCCAAUAAACCUAGAGAUGGAAUGUCCUGGCCGGUGAUUGUAGGAGCUUUGCUCGCUUUCUGCAUAGCAUUGUUUGGCCUUGGAGUGAGAAAAUGGUGCCAAUACCAGAAAGAAAUCAUGGAAAGACCUCCGCCUUUCAAGCCACCUCCACCUCCCAUCAAGUACACUUGCAUUCAAGAGUCCAGCGGAAGUGAUUUGCCUUGUCAUGAGAUGGAGACACUCUAGCCCCUUAAGACUUGGCUGUAUAGAACUCUGCUAGAAUCCUGCGAGAAGGUGGAUAUUGUGCUUUAUUAAUACAGUUGCCCUCUAGCCAAGCCUGUACUGCAGCUGCAAUGGGUGUCGGAAGUGAAUGACCUGUUUUCCCUGCAACUCCGCCUCUUUCAUCUGCAUGUGCCUGACACUGAGCAAGACUGAGAGGCAAAGUCAUGCUCAUACCCAGUGAGAUCUGUAGGAAUGUUCUUGCUUACGUAAGAAGUGCAAAUUAGGCUGCUGUUAUUAAAAAGUACUUGCAGUGUUUUUAUUUUUCAUUUUAGCUCUCUGGCUGGGGUGACGACAGUGGUUUCAAGCAUAUGUCCAUGCCAGAUCCUCUUCUAUUUGGGCAUCUGCCAACAAUCUGAACUAUUCGCCAAAAGUAUGUUCUUCUCUGAGGUUUGUUGCAUCUCUAGGAAAAUUACAAAAAGAAGAAAAUGUGAAAGUUCUAGCAAGAGUUCCAAAUAAGUGCAAGUAGUCUUUGUACUGAAAAUAUUUUGCUUAUUUUCACUAGAAGAAAUCCUAAUACCUUGCACAAGACACCAGUCCCAGUCCCCCUUCGUCCCACCAUGUUUUGCCCAGCUUCCUGCCCCAUGGAAUGAGGAGGGAUCAAAGGAAAACUAGCCAACAACCAAGUAGCCUAGUAGACAUAAGUAACACUUCAUUGGCCUCUAAAAUGAUAUGAACUAAGAGUGUUCUCAUCCUCAGCUUUACCUCUGUGUGUGUGUGUGUGUGUGUAUGUGUGUGUGUGUGUGUCCCCACAUGCAUGUGCAUGGGUGUAUCAAACCAUUACCAAACUGUUACAUGAAUCAACAGGCACCCUAACCCCAAUCCAUCUCCUGUAAUUCCUGUUAUUCUCUUUUUCAUCUGGGGACUCUCCUGUUCAUCCAAUCUGCAUGUUUUUAUCCAUCUUGAAAUAAAUACAGGCUCAAAUCA